Molecule: messenger RNA, 2466 nt
Organism: Octopus sinensis (East Asian common octopus)
Lineage: Eukaryota; Metazoa; Mollusca; Cephalopoda; Octopoda; Octopodidae
Product: solute carrier family 22 member 15-like
Exons: 10
Coding region: 93-1841 (582 amino acids)
Biological process (GO): transmembrane transport
Cellular component (GO): membrane
Molecular function (GO): transmembrane transporter activity
Source: RefSeq, a predicted model, not a curated record
AAUAAUAAUAAAGGACGUUACCGUAUACAUUUUCACAAACCAAGGUCGUUAUAUAGACCUCCUUGACUCAAGUUAGAGAAAGGGUGCGUAUUAUGCACAAGGUUUGGGUUUUUCAGAGGUACAGCUCCCUAAAAAUCCCCUGCGUAUUAUACUCAAGGGGGGACUAUACUCGAGGAUUUACGGCAUAUAUAUAUAUAAUUGGAAUUUACAAAUGUACGACGAAUACAGAUUUGUCAGUAUCUGAAAUUACAGAAGAAAUACUGAAGAAAUGUGGUGGAUAUAGUUUAUUUCAAAAGAUACUUACUAUUUAUGUUGUAAUCUUUGUAACAUGUCACUCUCAAGCUAUUUUAACGAUGGUAUUUAUAAGAGAAAGUGUUCCGUUUGCUUGUUAUCCUUCAAAUUUCAAUGAAUCUUUGAUUCCACCAAAUAUCACUUUGGAUGAAUUCUUAAACAAGGCAGCUGUCGAAGAAGAGAAAUGCUCUGUGUAUAACCUGGAUACUAAAGAAGGAUUUUAUAUCCUUCCCACCAGUAAUUCUACAAAGGAACCGUGUAAUAAUGGUCGAAAGUUCUACUCUGACCAUCUGUCAUCUAUUGUCUCUGAGUUCGAUUUGGUUUGCGAAAGAGAAUGGUUGAAAAACAUUGCGGUGUCAGCAAUGUUUGCAGGAUUUCUGGUUGGAAAUAUACUUUUUGGUACACUUUCAGACGCAUUCGGCCGAUAUAAGAUUUUCUGUGUUGCGGAUCUAUUGAAUAUAUUUUGUCGUUUUGUCAAAAUAUACUCACCAAAUUACACUGUCUUUUGCAUUAUCUACAUUAUUGAAGGUUUCGGAAUUGCUGGCACGUAUAUAGUUUUAUUCACCAUCUUGCAAGAAUGUGUCGCCCAAAACUACAGAAUGCGUUUGAAUUACCUUAUGCAUGGAACCUUCGGUUUUGGAGCAAUGAUUCUAGCUGGUGUGGCAUAUGUAUUUCCAAAAUGGCAACACCUGCUAUAUGCUUCAGUUAUUCCACCAGCGUUGGUUGUCAUUGUAGCAUUGAAAUUCCUUCCUGAGUCUCCAAGAUGGCUUCUUAAUAAAGGGAAAUUUACUGAAGCUGAAAAGUCAUUUGAGAAGAUAGCUAAAACAAAUAGGAAAAACGCUGCGAUUGCGGUAAAACUUAUUCAGAAACUUCAAACAGAAAGGAAAUCCAAAUUGCAGGCCGAGAUUGACGAAAAUAUGAAACUUGGAAGCAAGAAAAUACAUAAGACGUACACAGCAAUUGAUUUGUUAAAAAAACCUCGAAGAGCGAUGAUUUCCGUGAACAUUUGGUUUAACUGGUUGAUCAACAGUAUGAUUUAUUACGGCGUGACUCUAAAUUCUGUUGAUAUGUCUGGCAAUCGCUACGUAAAUUUCUUGGUGAUGUCAGCAGUAGAAAUUCCAGCGAAUAUUCUUGGAUGUAUAAGCUUUAAAUGGUUUGGACAUCGUAAGCCGCUUUGUUUCUUCAUGGUUUUUGGUGGAAUUAACUGUAUUGUCUCAAACUUUGUACCAAAAGGAAACUUUUGGUUUCCACUGAUAUUAGCUGUUCUUGGGAAGCUGGGUGCAACGGCAUCAUUUGAUGGUGUUUAUCUGACAACAGCAGAAAUAUUUCCAACAUCAGUACGCAACGGUGGCAUGGGAACGGCUUCCUCAUUUGCUCGAUUUGGUGGUCUCAUUUCAGCACCGAUGCUUGGACUUUCUGUAUACGGUUCUUGGAUACCGCUAAGCAUCUUUGGAGUCUUCGGAAUUGUUGCUGGUUUGCUGGUCCUUUUACUUCCUGAAACGAAGGAUGCUUGUUUACUUCAAACACUUGAAGACAUGGACAAUUUGUAGAUUUGUAGAAAAGCAGAAUUUUUGAGUUUAAUGUAAACAAACGUGAAAUGUCGAAACAUUUAAAAUCACAUUUACGUCAAUAUGUUGCUUUAGUUUAGAUAUUUGCUAAUUAUUCAUUACAUUUAUUUUUUAUUAUUACAAGUGUACAAAUCUCAGACUUUCAAUGCGGGGAUAAAAUUUGCGACGAUCUAACUGGUGACAUCGGGAAGCGAUUAAGUGCUGUAAUGGAAUCCUCUCGAAUGGAACGGGCAUCAAAACAGUGGAACAUACGAACUCGAUUUAAUUUUUGGUCUCAAAUAAUUUCAAUGUGAUAAAUUACGUGUGUUUCAAUGUUGAGUAUAUCUCCAAAAUAUUUUACUCUCUGUUAGUCGUUAGUUUCAUGCUAACGAAGGUAAUUGUUUACUAGUAUUGUUGUUGUUCGUGGUGGUGGUGGUUGUGGUGGUGGUGGUUGUGGUGGUGGUGGUGGUGGUGUUUAUUUUGACCGCCGGACAUUAUAUCCUGCAGUAAUUUGUCUAACUGAUUUACGGUCUCAGUCCUAUUUAUUCCUAGGUCAUCUCUCGCUUUCGUCUUUUCGUGAUCGAUAAAAUAAAAUACCAGCCAACCAAGAACUGGGUUUAAUGCGAAA